Sardina pilchardus (European sardine) is the source of this 1220-nucleotide messenger RNA. It is a transcript of the gene gins3, whose product is annotated as GINS complex subunit 3. The coding region runs from base 124 to 756 and encodes 210 amino acids. The record is from RefSeq and is a predicted model, not a curated record. Gene Ontology annotation, cellular component: GINS complex. The transcript has 3 exons. Gene Ontology annotation, biological process: mitotic DNA replication initiation. Lineage: Eukaryota; Metazoa; Chordata; Actinopteri; Clupeiformes; Clupeidae.
CGCUCAAAUGGUUGACAAGCAGCAGCCCGCGAGUUUCGGCUAAAUUCGCAGUUUAUAUUUUCACUUCAGAAGCAGAUACUGACAUUAGCCGUUGGUGAAAACUGUACAACGUCAGAUUAAACAAUGGACACGCAAUCGUACUUACCCGUGCCUCCGGGAGUCGGGAUGGAGGAGAACUUCUUUUCUUUGGACGAUAUUUUGCUGUCGCAUGAGCGGCUACCAUGUCGGCUAGAGACAACUUUUCCUCGCCUCGGAUUCCUUGAGAAAUCUAGCGAAACUCAUGACAUUCCAGAGGGCACUAAGAUGGAGCUGCCACUGUGGGUGGCUAAAGGCCUGUAUGAGCAGAAGAGGAAGGUUGUGGCAGUAGAGCUCCCCAAGGUGUACCGUGAGGGCUGGAGAACGGUGUUCGGAGCUGACCCCAAUGUGGUGGAUCUGCACAAGAUGGGGCCUUACUACUACGGGCUGGGCUCUCAGCUGCUUCACUUCGACAGCCCGGAGAACGCAGAGGUGGCACAGGCAAUCUUACAGACGUUUAUCGGGCGUUUCCGGCGGAUUAUGGACUCGUCUCAGAAUGCGUACGACAAGGACACGUCUGCGCUGGUGGAGCGGCUGGACUGCCUGGAGCGGACGCUGUUUAGGGCCGGGCAGAACGGCCUCAACGCCUUCCAGCGCUGGGAGAAAGGACACGCACACCUGACCGCCUCCAGCCUCGUUAUGAACUACCGCAAGAGGAAACUGGCUGAUAUGAGUGUUUAAACACACACACACACACACACACACACACACACACACACACACACCGCUUACACACACACACACACACACACACACACACACACACACACACACAUAUGCAUGCAUACACACUCAUGCACUCCCUCAUCAGGGAGAAUAAUGAACUUGCAAACAAGCUCACCCACAUUUGAUGACGUGCUUACGUGCAUACACACACAUCCUCCCAGGACAUUGUAAGAUGGCCAACACGUACAACAGGGUCCACAUCCACAGACUUAUUUUGAGACCGUAGACAUACCACACACACACACAUACACACACACACACACACCUCUCGUUCGAACCUUCGUUCUUUCUAAAAUGUAAAAAGUACUUAUGUCUAUAUCAUUGUUUCAAAAUGUAUUUCUUUUUUUUCUGUGUAUGUGUUUUUGAAUUGUAGCCACUGCAAACAGCAUAGCAGUGGUAUAUUAAAAUGUUUUCUAAUC